Molecule: messenger RNA, 849 nt
Organism: Macrosiphum euphorbiae (potato aphid)
Lineage: Eukaryota; Metazoa; Arthropoda; Insecta; Hemiptera; Aphididae
Source: the annotation of a GenBank genome assembly
AUGUCAAGAUCUCGACCCUCCCAAAAUCAAAUGAAACUUUUGGUUGAACUCAUGGCCAAAGAUCCCCAAUUGUGUUCCGGCAAAUUUACACCAUCGUUUACUCAUAAAAUAGCGAGAGAGAAAUGGGAAAAUAUAACAGUGCAAGUAAAUUCGUUGCCAGGAGCCCAAAAGAGUUGGGAUAAAUGGAAAAAAUCAUGGCAAGAUACUAGAUCAACCACCAAAACUAAAGCGGCAGCUAUAAAACGUCAUAUAUCGGGUACCGGCGGAGGUCCACCUUGUACCAUUGAAUUAAGUGAAAUUCAAAAAGACGCAUUACAUUUAAUGAGUCAAACAUCUAUAAGUGGCCACAUACAAUCAUCAGAAUCACUUGUUGACUUUGACUUUAAUGAUGUUUCUACAGAAAUUGUAUUAAUUGGUGGCAAUGAACUAUGUAAUGAAUCAAAGUGGAUUACGGAGUCAAGUUCUGAUAACAUUAAUUUUUCUAAUGAGAAUGAAAAUAUUCAAAUGCCAUCAUCCAAUGCUCCUAAUCCAAUUUCUAAUGAGAAUGAAAAUAUUCAAAUGCCAUCAUCCAUUGCUCUUAAACCAAUUUCCAAAGAAAAUGAAAAGAUUAAAAUGAAAAUAUCAUCAGAUGUUGCUCCUAAAACAAAUCUAAAAAGAAAAGCUAAUGUUGCAUUCGGGUUAGGGGAAAGCAAUAAAGCUGCAACUCGUUUAGGAGACAUCUCAGAAAGGAAGUGCGAUAUGAAGGAAAAAUACUAUGGAAAAAAACUUAAACUUUUAGAAGAACAAAAUACUAUAUUUAAAAACAUAAAUACAUUACUCACUACAUUUAUGAACGAUAGAUCUCUUUAA